AUGCCUGGAAGUAAUCAUUUGUUAAACUUAGUGCUGAAUGUUUUUUUCACAGAUCAAUACUGGGAUGAAAAAGGACCAAUUUUCUUUUACACUGGCAAUGAAGGACCAAUAACUGGUUUCUGGGAAAACUCAGGCUUUGUUUUUGAAGCAGCUCAGAAGUUCAAUGCUUUGGUUAUUUUUGGUGAACAUAGAUACUAUGGAGAUUCCCUUCCAUUUGGUUCAUCCUCGUUUGAUCAUGAUAAAGUUGGUUACCUUUCAGUGGAGCAAGCCCUUGCAGACUAUGCUGUCCUAGUGACUGAUCUUAAGAUUCAGUUUAAAGCCACAGAGAGUAAGGUUGUUGCUUUUGGUGGCAGUUAUGGUGGAAUGCUGAGUGCUUACAUGAGGUUUAAAUAUCCUAAUGUGAUAGAUGUUGCCUUGGCAGCCAGUGCUCCAAUUUACAUGACCACUUUCCGUGGAAGUGAAAGAGACUUUUUCUUCACUGCAGUGACAGAGGACUUUUUAAAUGCUGAUGCCAAUUGUCCAGGGUAUGUUAUUACAGCUUUUGAAAUGAUUGAGAUGCUGAAAAAUCAAGGUGCAGAAGGACUUGCUGAACUCUCAAAAAUAUUUAAACUCUGCAAACCACUUAAGUCAACAGAACAG
Molecule: messenger RNA, 639 nt
Organism: Pocillopora damicornis (cauliflower coral)
Lineage: Eukaryota; Metazoa; Cnidaria; Anthozoa; Scleractinia; Pocilloporidae
Product: dipeptidyl peptidase 2
Biological process (GO): proteolysis
Molecular function (GO): serine-type exopeptidase activity; dipeptidyl-peptidase activity
Source: RefSeq, a predicted model, not a curated record